Peromyscus californicus insignis is the source of this 12327-nucleotide messenger RNA. It is a transcript of the gene Nebl, whose product is annotated as nebulette. The coding region runs from base 4227 to 7274 and encodes 1015 amino acids. Gene Ontology annotation, biological process: cardiac muscle thin filament assembly. The transcript is spliced from 34 exons. NCBI's taxonomy places the organism in Eukaryota, Metazoa, Chordata, Mammalia, Rodentia, Cricetidae. Gene Ontology annotation, molecular function: actin filament binding. The record is from RefSeq and is a predicted model, not a curated record. Gene Ontology annotation, cellular component: Z disc; focal adhesion.
GCCCCUUUUCUUGAUGAUAGGGUGACUCUGGUAUGUGUCUCUGGAUGUGAAUGUGAGAUAAGUAAGUGUGAAGCAUAUCUGUUGCUGAGUGGUAUUUAGUCUACUCGUAAAAUAUGCCAACUUCACCUAUUAAAUCCUUGCCCUCGGAUUUCUUCACGGUUAUCUACAGCCUAGCAGUUAAAAUUCAGUAUCUUCAUCAUAUAUUUUGAAUAUCUGCAAGCCUUCAAAUUUGGUCAAAAUUAAAUGUUUAUUAUUAAAAAUUCUAACAGUUUUUUUCCUGUAGAUAACCAUAUAAAGUUAGUAUAUACUUUGAGUAUAUUAAAAAGAAAUCUGGUAUUUUCUAAUUAUGUGUGUACUUUACAUAUCUGUAAAUCAUAAGUUACAUUUAAUUUUAGAAAUAAACAUAUGUAUAUGUAUAUGUAGUUACUUUUUACUUGGAAGCCACAUCUUUUGAGUAAUAUAUUUUCCAGAAUAACAAAAAUUGGGACUGGCAGAAGUCCAAGGCACGUUAGAAUGUGAAUUUAGUACUUACUAAAGUUAAAUAAACAGUUCAUUCUUAACUUUUGUAAUUCAUAUUUGUGGUUGUAUUUCUUCCAAGGUAUUAUAUGAAAUGUGUCAAAAUAUAUUUUUCUGCAAAGGAGUAGUUUGAUGUUAGAUAUCAGACCAGAAAUCAAUAGUUGUGUAUGAUAUAGUUGUGAGCAAACAUGCAAAGCUCAUAUUACUAUUUCAUGAGAUUGCGGCUGUCACUUGUACAGGUAUUACAAGUAGUGUAUAUACAUACUUUGUGUAUGUAGAUGUUAUAAGUAAUAUAGCUCUAAUUUCUAGGAAAUACAUAUAGUUAGCAGAUGGAUUUAAAUUUGCUGAUAUUGGGCCACGAUCAUGAGAUACAUGUUCAUAUAGGUAUAUAUACAUAUACAUACUAUUUGCAGCUAGAAUUUAGCAUGUAAUUUGUGAAAACGUUAUUUGUCAAAACUUCAAGAACAUAAAUAUUUGAUGUUUAAAAUGUUAUUUCAAGGCUGGGAAGAGGUCUUUCUUUUUAUCACAUUCUCUAAGGUUUAUCCUGUUUGGUCUUUAUGUGGACAUUUUAUAUUAGAAUUGAUUUUUUCAUUUAAAGAGAAGGAGUUGACUUCUAAGACCUUAUGAUAUACAUCUCUUGGUUUUUCUUAUGACUCUUUGGAGUGCCAAUAAUGAAUGAAAGAUAAUUACUGUCAUUUUCCCCAUUCAUUCUUUGCUCAAAUCAAAACCCAUUCUUGUUUUAAAAAAAUACAAACUAGGGGUGUAUUUCAUGGCUAGUUCUGCUCAGAGUUUUAAAAUGUUAUACCCACUACAGUUCUAUCUCAAAUGUUCAACUAGCAUAGAAAUGUAUUUCUCAAAGAACUAAACAACUGUACUUGAGACAUCCCCAUGACAGCUAACAUGAGGACUGCAGCUCAUUCAAAGGUAAGCCUUUUCAUGUAUGUUCAAAUUAAGCCAAUGUUCAUAAGUAAUUAGAAAAUAACUGAUCAUUUCACCAAACUUUAUCAUUAGCAGGAAUAUACUUUAUAUUCAAUGCCAGAGGUCGUUUGCAGAUCCAUUCUUAACUAUGCCAAACCCUUUAUAAUGCAGGUAUGUAUUAAUCUAUAAUUAUCAUGUACAUUGCAGGCUAUUCAAAACAGCAAUGAGAUAUGGCUUAUGAGAUGGACAAUGGCCAGCUUUAAAAGCAUCUAAUUAAAAGCACGUCUUAAAACCACUCCCCCUUUGCAUUCUCUUGGUGUUAGCAGCUGCAGUAAUCACAGUGGUUGUCCUUUUAGCCUCGAUGAGGCCUAUCAAUGGUUGCAUUAUAGUAGGGAAAAGAUUUUACAAUAUUUCUGUUAAGGCCCUACUUCUGAAGAAGGGAAGCUGCAAAAUAUUCUGAGGUCUGGUGAAUUUAUUACUCAUUUAUAAGAUGACAACUUCAUGGAAUUUUUCCGUUCUGUACUGGGUUUUCCAUAUUACUGCAGGGUCUCUUGCUGUGAAAAAUCUGACUGAUCUGAAAACCACCACAUUGGUUAUUCUAGUUCUCCAGACCACUUUCAUUUAAACCCAUUGAAAAGUAUUUGAACAAAACCCACGCAGAUAGUUUUGAGUAUGGCCUGGGUUGUUUCUGUUUUGAGAGGAAGAAGUGAGCAAGUGUCUAAACUGGGAAGACUCUAGUAUCUUCCUGCUAGAGAUGGUUGGGUGGAGCUCACCUUGAUGACAAGAAGAGAUGAGGUUUGUGAGUUGAGUCUUCCGUUAGUCCCCAGGUGAUGGGGAAGCUGAGUGAUCAUUAUAACCUAUAUUUUUCUUUUUGAUCUACUUUAUAGAAUAUAUUUCCAGUUCAUUUUACCUUUGGAUAUUUAGUGGCUCUGUCUAAGCUGCUGUUAAUCUCCUUUGGACUGAGGAAAGUAUAAAGACAUGAAACUGUGAAUUUAAUAACUCCUAGGUGUUUGGAGUAAUAUGUUAUGGAUGAGUGGGCAUUUUUGAUUGCUUGUAUGUGUGUGUCUGUCACUGUUAUGAAAAAAUUUUCAGACACUCUCAUGUUCAUUUGUCUAGGAAUUGAAGUCAUUUGGAAAUAUCAGCUCAGUCUGCAAAUGUUACAGGGGCGUGGGAUACAGCAGAACCCUAAAUUUCGAAUUUUGAGUAAUAAAAGAAGUACAUGUGGGCUAGCCCUGCCUUCUUUAUUUUGGUACCCAUAACGACAACGUAGUGAACACAGGAGAUUUAUAAGUGCUGGCUUUUAAGGUGCUUCUGCCACAGUACCCAGGAGAGCUGCAGAAAGACCAAGAAAAGAGGUGGGGCUUGGAGUUUAUGCACCCAUAGGAAAGAAGCAGACUUGACUUUUAAAAUAAAGUUCUCAUUUUUUCCCGGUGAUGUUCUGAUGAUGUCUUCAUUUUAAUUCAAGAUGUUCAUAUCAGAGGAAGUUUGACUGGCUGUGUAUGCUUUCGGGGCUUAGAGAUUUUUUUUUUUAAGUGGGAAGUCCGGAUGUUCAGCUGAAAAAUCUAAUAGAGGACAAUGUUUACAAGUUCAGGUUUUGUUUCAGAUCAAUCUGCAGCAGCAUGCAGCUGGGGAGCUUUGUGGAAAGUUCUGUCUUAGGAUCUCAGGGUUCUACGGGUUUUCACAAUUGAGUCACUCUGUUGUCAUAUGGCUCCUUUCACCCCCAAACCCUUACAUCUCUUUACAUGUUUAUUAACCAUAGUUUAGGAAGGUACAUGUACAGAAGUGAAUCGGGGAAUAUUGAGCCUAUGGGGAACAUUAAACCAUAUUUAAUCUCAUCCAUAUGGAGAUUCUUGUUACUGCUCUAGUUUCAGGAGGUUCCCACCCUUUACCCUCUAAACAGCGUGGGUCUUCAACCGCUGAACAGGGUGGCAAGGCAGUGAGCUGCUCAGCACACACUGCAGGGACUUGGUGUGGUCUGCCAUAGAUAACUGAUGGAUUUCCCUGUGCUGUGUAUGCACACAUAGAGGCUGCACUUUAAUUAGCUCACACAGUCUGGGGAUGAAUUGGGAAAUAAAAUGAUAAAAUCCAGCCCCAAGAGGUUUUUAACAGCCCUCAUGACAUAGAUAAAAACUAGGUGUUUAUUUUCUAAUUGAUCAUAGGUGGAAGAAAAGUACCAUAUGAAGAGGAAAGAAAAAGAAACCAGUGAGAGAGUCCUAGGCUUUUUCAGACUGAUGGAAAUAAGACUGACUGAAACCAUGUUCAGCUGCUGACAGUGUGAAAUUGAGUUGUAUGGUGGACAGAAGACAAGCAGUCAAGAGAAAUCCCCAAAGGUUCCUGAAAGUAGAGAUUUUCCUUGUGAGAUGAUGAAAAGAUGUGAUCACAUGGAAAUCCAAUUCCCAUGUUUGGAAUAAUGUAUGACUUUUGGAGAAAACUUCAUGACUUCUUGUACCACCAAAGUGUAUACAUUCUGCAAGGGUAUUCAACAUUUGCCUCUUCUUCCUUAUUUGGCUGUGCAGAAUUCAGGUGUCAUGUAGCCCUGGCAGACCUCAAACUCACCAUGUGGCUGAGGAUGACAUUGAACUUCUGUCCCGCUGUCCGUCCUUCCCAAGUGCUAGGAUCACAGCCCAGUAAAAAGCCAAUAGGAACUCAGAGCAUGAUUGACAAUGAGAAGAGACCCUGCUCAAGCCUCAGGUAGUCUGUUCACCAUGGAAACAGACAUCACCAAAAGCUGCACGAGCGUUGUCAUCUGAAGUGGAAGCUAAGAGCUGCAUCUUGGACAGCUUUGGGUAAAAAUGAAGGUGCCUGUAUUGGAGGAUGUAAAAGACGAAACUGAAGAGGAAAAUGUGGAGGAGGAAGAAAAGCAGGAAGACAAGGUAUUUCUUAAACCUGUUAUUGAAGACCUAAGCAUGGAACUGGCCAGAAAGUGCACUGAACUCAUUAGUGAUAUCCAUUAUAAAGAAGAGUAUAAAAAGUCCAAGGACAAAUGCACAUCUGUGACUGACACUCCCACGCUAAACCAUGUAAAAAACAUUGGUGCUUUUAUUUCUGAGGCGAAAUACAAAGGAACCAUUAAAUCUGAUCUUUCCAACUGUCUGUAUAAGCACCUGCCGGCCACCAUUGACAGUGUCUUUGCAAGAGAAGUGUCCCAGCUUCAGAGUGAGGUUGCCUACAAACAGAAGCAUGAUGCUGAGAAAGGGCUCUCGGAUUACGCCCACAUGAAGGAACCUCCGGAGGUGAGACAUGCCAUGGAGGUCAACAGACACCAGAGUAAUAUUUCUUAUAGAAAAGAUGUGCAGGACAUCCACAUGUAUACAGCGGAGCUUGACAGACCGGAUAUCAAGAAGGCAACUCAGAUCUCCAAGAUCAUAAGCAAUGCAGAAUACAAGAAAGGGCAGGGCAUAGUGAAUAAAGAGCCUUCUGUAAUUGGAAGACCAGAUUUUGAACACGCUGUCGAAGCCUCGAAACUUUCCAGUCAGGUUAAAUAUAAAGAAAAAUUUGAUAAUGAAAUGAAGGGGAAAACCCACUCUUACAACCCACUGGAAAGUGCUUCUUUUCGGCAACACCAGCUUGCUACUGUCCUGGCAAGCGAUGUGAAGUACAAGAAAGACGCUCAAACCAUGCACGAGCCAGUUUCAGACCUCCCAAAUUUGUUGUUUUUAGACCAUGCUCUGAAAGCCAGCAAAAUGCUCAGUGGAUGGGAAUAUAAAAAGAAUUUUGAAGAAAACAAAGGAUUGUAUCACUUUGAUGCAGAGGCCACCGAACACCUGCACCAUAAAGGCAACGCCACCCUCCAGAGUCAGGUAAAAUACAGAGAAGAAUAUGAGAAAAAUAAGGGCAAGUCCAUGCUUGAGUUUGUUGAGACACCAUCAUAUCAGUCUUCAAAGGAGGCUCAGAAGAUGCAGAGCGAGAAAGUUUACAAAGAAGAUUUUGAGAAGGAGAUUAAAGGGAGGUCCUCACUGGAUUUAGACAAGACUCCUGCAUUUCUACAUGUGAAGUACAUCACCAACCUGAUGAGGGAGAAAGAAUAUAAAAAAGACUUGGAAAAUGAAAUAAAAGGGAAAGGAAUGGAACUUAGUUCAGAAGUCCUUGAUAUUCAGAGAGCAAAGCGAGCAUCUGAAAUGGCCAGCGAGAAAGAAUACAAAAAGGACCUGGAGUCAGAAAUUAAAGGGAAGGGAAUGCAAAUUGACACCAAUACACUUGAAAUACAACGUGCCAAGAAAGCUGCCAAGAUAGCCAGUGAGAAAGAUUAUAAAAGAGAUCUGGAGACAGAUAUUAAAGGAAAAGGAAUGCAGGUCACUGCAGACACUCUAGAUGUUCGGAGAGCUAAGAGGGCAUCCGAGAUAGCCAGCCAGAAGCAAUAUCGGAAAGACUUAGAGAAUGAAAUUAAGGGAAAAGGAAUGCAGGUGAAUAUGGAUAUCCCAGAUAUGCUUCGAGCCAAGAGGGCAUCUGAAAUCUACAGCCAGAAAAAGUAUAAAGAUGAAGCUGAGAAAAUGCUUUCUAACUACUCCGCUGUGGCAGACACUCCCGAAAUUCAGAGAAUCAAGAUGACGCAGCAGAACAUUAGCAAUGUAUCUUACAAAGAAGGAGUGGGAGCUGGCACAGCCCUAAGGAACACUCCAGAGAUUGAACGAGUGAAGAAAACCCAGCACAAUAUCAGUUCAGUGAAAUACAAAGGAGGAAAUAAGCAUGCAGCAGCCAUUUCAGAUCCGCCCGAGCUGAAGAGAGCUAAAGAAAACCAGAAGAACAUCAGCAAUAGGCUCCAGUAUAAAGAGCAGAACUAUAAGGCCACUCCAGUAACCAUGACUCCAGAAAUAGAGAGGGUGAGGAGGAACCAAGAGCAGCUGAGUGCGGUCAAAUAUAAAGAAGAGCUAAAACAGGCAACUUCCAUUCCAGAUCUACCAGAGUUGAAGAGAGUGAAAGAAAACCAGAAGAAUAUCAGCAAUGUUUAUUAUAAAGGUCAACUGGGAAGGGCUACAGCUCUCAGCGUCACUCCUGAAAUGGAAAGAGUGAAGAGGAAUCAAGAAAAUAUUAGCUCGGUGAAAUACACACAAGACCACAAACAAAUGAAAGGUAGACCAUGUCUGAUCUUAGAUACACCUGCUUUGAGACAUGUUAAAGAAGCGCAAAACCAUGUUUCCAUGGUCAAGUAUCAUGAAGAUUUCGAGAAGACAAAGGGGAGAGGCUUCACUCCUGUUGUGGACGACCCUGUGAUGGAGAGGGCGAGGAAGAACACCCAGGUUGUGAGUGAUGCUGCCUAUAAAGGUGUUCAGCCUCAUGUUGUGGAGAUGGAUCGGAGACCUGGGAUCAUCGUUGACCUCAAAGUGUGGCGUACAGAUCCUGGCUCCAUCUUCGACAUUGACCCCCUGGAGGACAAUAUUCAGUCUAGAAGUCUCCAUAUGCUCUCUGAAAAGGCGAGUCAGUACCGGAGACAUCUGUCUCGCUCUCACUCCAGCAGCACUUUUGGUACAGGUCUGGGAGAUGACAAGUCAGAGAUCUCCGAGCUCUACCCUAGCUUUUCAUGCUGCAGUGAGGUAACAAGACCAUCGGAUGAAGGAGCGCCCGUUCUUCCUGGAGCUUACCAGCAGAGUCAUUCCCAAGGCUAUGGGUACAUGCACCAGACCAGCGUGUCAUCCAUGAGGUCAAUGCAGCAUUCACCAAAUCUAAGGACCUACCGAGCCAUGUACGACUACAGUGCCCAGGAUGAAGAUGAGGUCUCCUUCCGAGAUGGUGACUACAUUGUCAACGUGCAGCCCAUUGAUGACGGCUGGAUGUAUGGCACCGUGCAGAGAACCGGGAGAACGGGCAUGCUCCCGGCAAAUUAUAUUGAGUUUGUGAAUUAAUUCUUUCUCCUUGCCCUUUGAGCUUUACUCUGAUGUAUUCUACACCCAGUCUUUUUAAAAGAUAGAAGAUACUUUUCAGAUAACUUGGCAAUUAUUUUACAAUAACGUAUCCUUACUUUGACAAUUAGACACACAGGUACCAGGGAAAGGGAAUGACUUUUGGGCUGGAAACAGCAGCAUCCAUAGUAAUUCCUGUAAACAAAACCAUUAGGUCUGGAGACCUGGUGCUGCUAAUUGUGUUUGUGGUUUCAUUUAAUUGGCUAUUCAACCCUCCUGGGACAUGUAUUUUUGUAGACUUUAAUAGAGAUGUUGAUUGUCCCUUAAAUGUAACAAGUGUAUGAAACUUCUUAGCUGUCACUUGGAAUCAUCUGAAGCCAAUUCUCAUAGUCCAGCAACACAGCCAAUAAUCUAAAAACUGUUCAGCUUUUGAAACAUUGGGUAAUUUUCAAUUCAGAUGCGAAUUGCCCAGUAUAAUAAAUGGAAACAGUGGCAGAAUGAGUCUGAUUAAAAUCAUAUUGACUGUAGCCUUAGGGAGCAGGCAGGAAACUUGCCCUUUUCCUAGGCUCACCAGGAUCUAGUUAUUUCUCAUGUGUUUCAUGGUAUCGCCUAUCUCCAUUUACAUUCUGUGGAGCGGAGCAUGUGCUCAGGUCCUCAGAAUAUCAGGACCAGGUAACUUCACAGCUACUCUGCAAAGGGCAAAGUCAAUGUCAUCUGUAUUAUUUCCCUAGUAGCCUCUAUCCUGUUGCAUGUCUCGUGGGCUUAAGCUUCUGUAACAUGGCAGCUGCUUGCCCAUCCUUGUUAUAAAAGUCAGCAGUGUGGCUGAUCUCUCCCUGCCCUUCCUUCUAGCUGUCAGCUCACCAGAAAACAUUUUGAAAAGUUGCUUGAGACUUUCUCGCUGUAUUAAACUCUAGUUUUGAAAGACUCAUGCCUUAGGGGAAAUACACAUAUACUCUAGUAAAUAGGAAAUUUAUGUAUUUACUGGAUAGCUUUCACUCACUUAAUACCACCAUUGAUUUGAAAGUGAAGUGAAUUCAACAGCAUCCCAUGUAAGGGGGAAUGGCCUAUUCAGUAUACUGGGAGAAAACCAACACAAAACAGUAAGCAGAAGUUUGCUCCACAGUUAGAUGACUUGGUCUUAUAUUUUGGCAAUUGGUCUUCAGACUCUGGCAUGGAAAUAUAGCUACUAAGUAUGUUCAUAAAAAGGAUUCCUUUUCCCACCCUGCUUUUUGUUUUCUAAAUCACCUUUGGGAUUACAUAUAAGAAAGUCAGCAGUGAUCAGAUCAGCAGAUGAUUUAUUAAGAAGGAAAUAGGUGUCUUGUGUUGAGUGAGUGUGCAGGGUUUUCAUAGUGUCACAGCCCCAAGUAGAACCAUUACUAUUGUGUCUUCAAUUUGCUCUGGAGUCUGCAGUCGAAGUUAGUGGAUGUUGAUGUUUAUCACAACUCUGUUUUUCUCAUGGUGCCUCUUACUGUGACUUGAAGCAGGGUGGCAUUUGUGUGAGAUCUGAAACUGAAGAAAGCAGAGUCACAAAACUGUAAGAAGACACUGCGAUUGUGGGACUAUCUACACAAUAUGUUCAAGGAAAUUAACAAAGCACCCACCAGUGAAAAACGUUUGAAUGAAAUGUUUGUGAGGCCAAAGCUCCAAGUUGGUUCAUUUAAACCUUUGAAAAGUGAGCCCGUACUCUGGAAAAUCAGUAGUUUCGUUAGAUUUGCCUUAAAGAAAAGUUUUAUUACACUGAGCUGUGUUUCUGUGACACUGAUAGAAAACUGAAAAGAAAAAUAACUAGAGAUUUUCCUGGAAAGGGUUUUAUAGACUUGUAAAUAAACAGCUUACCUAAUUUCCUGUCAUUUAAAUAGCCAGUCAUGAUUAACCUUCCUGUUUUCAUGUCUUGAACACACACCUACAAAGACAAACUGCACUUGCAAUAAUUUUGCAAACAUCUUUACACUAAUAACAAGGGUGAUAAGCUGGCUCAUUUAUGUUGUGUCUUUAUGCUUUCCCAGGCAGACCAUGUAUGUGUGUGUGUGUUUGUGAUUAUUAAAACAAAAGAGUAGUUGUUGAUUAAAACUUCAGGCUAAAUGCAGGGCAGGUAUGAUUUUUGGUAAUAGUGUGUGUGCAGGAAGCUCAACCGAAGUCGACUUUGAAAUGAUGCUUAACAUCAGCUAGUCCUCACAAAGUAGCAGCUCAGUGGUCCAUGUUCUUGCCACUCAUUCAUUUCAAAGUCAGACUUGAAUGUGAAAGUCAGUACACAUUUGGGAAAUCCGUGUCCUAAAUGUUGAGCCUUACAUAAUGUUUGCAUAGCAAGAUUUUUCUGUUUUAAGUCCUUCAGAAUUAAGAUCUGAUCUGGAUUCAAUAAAGGGCAGUUUUUUUUCAAUACCAACUGAGGCAGAACAAGACAUUGUAUGCUCUUGAGGUCAUGCAUUGAUAGACUAGACACUGUUACUAGCACUUGUAAGGAUGUUACCCAUCUCAUCAGAAAAUCUGAGCAUAGAUGUGUCAUACCCAGAUGCCAUCUUUUGGAGCAUCAUUUUAAAAAAUGCUAUAUUCUUAACACACUUUCCACAUGCCCCCCUCCCCCUUGCUGUUUGGCAGCCAGUAUCUCACAUGUAACACUGACAGCUAUGGAUGAAUUUGAAAACAAGUCCAUUAGAAAUCAGAUUAAAGGAACCUAAACGCCAGACACAGAGAUCACGCAUCUGUUCCUAAAUGUGAUGGUUUCUCAAGCCUGAUGGAAGCACAAGAAGCCACCUGAUACACUUCUCCAAGUCUCUGAAGACAAAUGUAUUUGGUUCAUGUUCCUCUUGAGAAAAGUUUAGCAACAGAAUAUAAUGCCUUCGUUGUAAGCUUUUGUAGUAGAUUUAAAAAAACAUAUUUGUUGUUCUCUGGAGAACUUUCUAUUUCUAACCUGUGACAAAAUGAAUACUUCGUGUCUUCAUUGUGUUUGCACAUCUGCAGCACACCCAGUUUGAAAUCUGGUUGUCAUUCUCCAUGGAGUCCUUGCAUCUUCCCAUGUCUCUCAGCCUCCACAGAGCACCCAGGAAUGUCUAAGCACAAUUUCCACAAGCACCUUGUGUGGGGAUGGGUGAGAUUAUGAGAGUCCCUCCCUUGUCAAGGCCCUUUAUUUGAAGAUGUUAAAGAUGCCAUUUGGCCAGUUUUACUGUAGUCUUUCAUUUUAGGUCCUCUCUGUGCUGGGGUUCAUAACACUCUAAGAAUGCUGGGAAAAUCUUUUCCACAAAUGAAAGCAAAGGACACACCCAGUUUUCAGGUUCCUCCACCUCUAGUGGAAUACUUUCAGUGAAAUGAUAAAGAAAAUAAGUGUGAUCUUUAAUAACACAGCCCUAUAUACAGUGGAUAUAGUUUAUACUAAUGUUAUAAUAUAGAUAUAUACAAAAUAGGUGCCUUUUGAUUAUACUUGUUUAUCAUUAUGGUCUUGGAAAGGAAAGCAAGCAAGCAAGCUUCUGCAUAUUCUAUUACAAUAUUUUAUGAUACAUGAUUGAUAUUUUUGUGGUGAGAAUUGAGAUGCCCCUACCUGGAAGAUGUCACAGCUGGUUGUAUAUUCCUCCUAAAGGUUUAGAACUUUAGACAAUAUUGACUUCUUCCAUUUUCUGAAAAGUUGGGAUUUUUUUCUUGUGGAUGUAUAUGUAGUUGAAAUAUAUAAGCAUUAAGUUUGUUUGGGGUUUAAAAUACUUAGGUGAGAUAGAUUAGUUAUAUUAUGAGGCUGAAUUCACUGAGUAAGAUGAGCUUUGUGGCCUGAUUAUGUUUAUGUUUUAACUGUUUGCCUUUGAUAAUCUGAAUGUGGCUACAUUUGCACUUGUAUGAGGUAAUACAACGUGGUGAUAAAGCUUCAGUUAGGUAGGAAGCUAUGUAAACUAAUUUAAGAUGCUAAAAUGAAAGGCUCUCUGAAGUAUUCUGUGCCCUGUAGGGCCCGUUUCCAGGCAAGUAGCUGUCAAUAACUAAUGAUCAAAAAAAGUUAAGACAUUGUGGGAAACUUCUGUGGUCAUCAUUCCAGGAUGCAUAAGACUACUAGAAUCCUCGGGCCUAGAAGGCUCCCUGGACAAAUGUCCUUCCCAACUGUCUGUGACUUCAGUAUAUCCACAGGACUCCAUAUGCUUACUGUGUCUGAUAUGUGGUAUCCUGUUUGCAUAGCAUACAUGUCGCUGUUGUUAACUAUUGUUAAAGAUGGUUUCCUUUAAAGGAAGGAGAGAAAAACUGCAUUGCAACCUUCUUCCUUCAUGUCCAUACAAUGAAUUGCUAAGCAUUUUGGAAGUAGCAACAAGUGUGUAACAGGCAUGAUAUUUGUGGAACUGUUGGCUUUUGACCUGUGAUAAAAACAGAAAUUUGAAUGAUGUAGCUUGGCUUCUGUUUGCUUUGAAAUAUGCACAAUUGUGGUUGGUGAUUAAUUUGUAAAGCUGUAUUAACUUUGAGAACAUAAUGAUUGUGAAAGAACCAGUAAAUGUUUUUUCAAUGGGAGGGGAAUCACAGAAUGAUUUAAGGUUAUUAGUAUAAUUUGGCUUUUGUUAUGCAAAUUGUUAACACCAGCUAUUAAAAUAUAUUUUAGUAGAAAUGCUUUAAUUCAUGUUUUUUUCCUCUACACUGUGAAUCUUGAAGCCUUGGUGGACCAGAGACACAUUGUGAUGUCCAAAGGACUAACCUAUGCAAAUGAGUUCACAUCUUAUUGAUGUCACAGUAAACAUGUGCUAAGAAAUUAUUUCUCCACAUAACAUGCAGCAGUAUUGGAAUAGCACAGGAAGCCUGGCCUCCCAUGCAUUACACUGUAGUCACUCACAAUCCCUUCAAGGCCACCAAAACCAUUAGCAUUUGUGGGAAUCCGAUUGGUAUCUAUUGAAACUACUUUAAUGAUACCGGGAGGAAGAUGACAGACAGGCAUCUUGGCUGUGACUUUCAUAGAACUAUGUUCUCACAUAUACUCUCUUCGGGGUCUUGGUAUUCUGUGUCCUCUAUCUGUAUUUGUAAAGCAUUUAUGAUUCAUUAAUUUCCUAUCAACACAUUUGGUUUGCUUAAAUAAAUACAGGAUGUAACAAAAUUGUUCUAC